This is a messenger RNA of Sparassis crispa, 594 nucleotides long. RefSeq lists its product as hypothetical. The transcript has a single exon. The coding region runs from base 1 to 594 and encodes 197 amino acids. NCBI's taxonomy places the organism in Eukaryota, Fungi, Basidiomycota, Agaricomycetes, Polyporales, Sparassidaceae. The record is from RefSeq and is a predicted model, not a curated record.
AUGCUUGACAAAGGGUCUUACUUGUUGGAGAACCCGACAAUCGAUAAGGAUGCCGAACCAUGGAUGGACACCCCCUUCGUCGCCAGGUACAUCGUCGCCGAAAGAGCCCUCGAGCGUCCCAUGCAGCAGGACAUGGUCAACCAUUGGAGACUUUGGUUCGCCCUCGGUCCUAACAACUGUCUUGUUAUGGACAUGGUCAAGACGUCGGUCCAAGACAAAAGCGCAUUUAUAGGCGUCGUUCUCAAGUUGUCGAAGCGUCGCAUGACCGAAAUCAAAGCGCUUCCUAGACGUAACGACGUAACUGUCCGCAAAGUCCUCGAUUUCCUCAUCCGCAAUGGGAGAUUGAGAUACCGUUUUACCGAAAUGGGGACAGGUUGUGCGUGGUGGGUGGCAAAGGCUGUGGCGGACCUGGAGGAACAUGGCUUUAUCAGGAAGCCAGAUGGAGCGGUAUACACGCAUGACACCAUGGCUGACACCGUCUUGGAGGCGGUCAAGAAUCUCUAUGAGGAGAAGGAGGACGGCGGAAUACAGGUGACGCCAUUCGCGUUGGAACCUCGAUGUAGUAUCUUCUACUGGUACGUUAAUUUACGGUGA